This is a messenger RNA of Danaus chrysippus (African queen), 2826 nucleotides long. NCBI's taxonomy places the organism in Eukaryota, Metazoa, Arthropoda, Insecta, Lepidoptera, Nymphalidae. The record is from the annotation of a GenBank genome assembly.
AUGGAUGAGGGUCUCCUGAAUGAUCUCCUCGAGUGUUCGGUGUGUCUUGAGAGACUUGACACCUCGUCACGAGUAUUGCCCUGUCAGCAUACAUUCUGUCUAAAAUGUUUGAAGGUGAUAGUAGAGUCUCACAAGGAGCUCCGUUGUCCAGAAUGCCGCGUGUUAGUGGAGGCGCGGGUAGAGGAGCUGCCUCCGAACGUGCUAUUAAUGAGGAUCCUCGAGGGCAUGAAGAAUGCUCCGAGGAAGACCAGUUCCACAAGAAACAAGAACACGCACGCACAGGCUGCGUCAGUGGUACAUCAAUCAACCCGUGCGAACAGACAGCCCCCUCCACACGGCCGAGCUUUAUAUGAUUUCGUCUCAAAAGAACCAGGUGAUCUGUCGUUCAAGAAAGGCGAGACUAUAUUGCUUCAGAAGAAGUUGGAUACAUUCUGGUACCACGGAGAAUGUUCGGGAAGGACUGGCAUGUUCCCUAUUACAUAUGUACAGGUGGUGGUACCACUUCCGGUACCGUCAGCGCUGUGCAAGGCUCUAUAUGACUUCCGGAUGUCGGCUCCCGACGAAGAAGGAUGUCUGGCCUUCGAUAAAGGUGCGAUAAUAACAGUUCAUCGGAGAGUUGACGAGAACUGGGCUGAAGGUAGACUGGAGCAGAGGGUCGGCAUCUUCCCUAUAGCAUUUGUGGAACUGAAUCAUGCUGCUAGGCUGCUUAUGAAUAACACUUCAUUGAACCGGCCUGUUCCUCCUAUUCCCGAUCACUCCAGGGCCGGACAUUCUGAACACAGAUACCAUCAUCCACACAGAUAUCAGCAAAUGACGAUGUCAACACCGACGUCUGCCGGUCAGGGGAAUUACCAGAAUAUAGCUACAAUGAGUCAAUCACAUCCCAACUACCAUCAAGCUAUGGCACAGCAAUCAAUCCUUGUACCACAGCAAGUUAACCAAGUUGCUAACAUCGGUCUCAUCUCUACAGUACCUAGAAAUAUCAUGGAACAGACAAAAAACCCUAUAGACAUGAUAAAUCACUUCAUCAACAUGAGCAAACCCCAUCAAACCAUACAAGUCCAAAGUGUACCACGUAUAGGUGAGAACUACGAUAGACUGAGAGCGACGAAGUUCGAUAACUACGCCAACCCGAAAACGGAAAUGACGUAUCAGAAUGUCCGGAAUGAACAGUUUCCGGUGACUAGUUUCAAUAACGUUAGCUCUGAUUCAAGUUCGAGUGUUACACCGUCGGGUAAUAUUGGCGGUAGUUCGACAAAUACACCGAAUACGAGCUCCAAUACAAGCACGUGUGAGAGCGCGGAACCUAGCCUACCUAGCUCGCCUGAUAAUAAUACCGAACGAAAUUCAACCGUAACACCAUCUAAUAACGUCCAAAAUGAAACGCAAGAAAAUCAGGAUUCAUUAAACGCUUCCAUUGGAGUGCUAAGUCUGAACGAGAGUUCUACAGCUACUAAUACGUCGCUGAAUGUCAGCCUACCUUCAGAAGGUCCACAAUCGACUGCAUGUAAUGGGAGUAAUUCGUUGCCAAAUCAAGUAGAAAGCCAGGAAGCUGCUAGCAAUAAUGAACCUUCGAGACUAGAGGUUCCAUCGUCGUCGAAGAAUGUCCAGACUCGGUCUAGCGGUCCAGACUCAUUACUGACUUUCGGUCUAGGACUCCAGGCCGCUUUAUCCCCAUCCCAUAAGGAUGGGAACCACUUGGUCAGAGGACACCAUAAAGAGAGGGAAAAGAGACACAGUUUGACGCCAUCAUCACAUUUACAAGGGAACCAUACACCAAAUAGGCAUUCAGCUGAGAUACUAGCCACAAGUCUUCUAGAUACAACGGAAAGAGAGAGGCCGGAGAGAGAUAGAGAUAGAACAGAGAGAGAAAGAGAGAGACGUAGACGAAGAUCUAGAAGUAACGAACGUCCCCUACCCGCGGCAUACAUAGCGCUGUACCCUUACAAGCCGCAGAAACCGGAUGAGUUAGAAUUAAAGAAAGGAGGUAUAUACACCGUAUCGGAGCGUUGUCGCGACGGAUGGUACAAGGGAUGCUGCGAGAGAUCAUGUCGCGGGGGAGUGUUCCCUGGGAACUAUGUAGCUCCGCUGGCUGCUACUACCGCUCCUACAACCACGACUACACGACCACGACACGAAAAGUCUGUCACGUCAUCAGCGAAACCAACGCCGUGUUCUCAAGGCGCCUCCAAUGUAUUAGCACCGCCUGACGCCCCACCACGAGCCACAAGCCCUACAAUCACUGGACAACCUUUAACAUAUCCAUGGAGCUCACCCAUACAACAUCAACAGAAUACUCCUAGACCUGAUAAGUCUAAAGAAAAAUCGAAGGCCGAGAAAUCAUUAUCAACUGGUGUUUCUCUUAUGAAGAGGCUCACCGCUAUGAAGAAAUGUAAAUCACCACCACCAGUGGGCUAUAGUAUGGACAACCCUGUGUUUGACGACGGGCCCGGUACAUCGCUGAUGCCGCAUCCCGUGCAUGUUCGGUCGGGGUCGUGCCCCUCGCAGCUGUUGAGAGCUCUGCCCGCCGCGCGUCUACGGCACGAUCGACUACACAGCCGCGGUUCAAGCGACGCGGAGUGGGGACAUCGCAAGUCGGCGUCAUUGGACGUGUCUCGGCGGGAAAGACACGCGCCUGUCAAAGAAAAAUUUCGCUGUAUUGUACCGUAUCCACCGAAUUCUGAAUACGAAUUGGAGUUGAAAGUUGAUGAUAUAGUUUUGGUGUGUAAGAAGAGAGGUGAUGGCUGGUACAAGGGUACGUUACAACGUACGGGAAGAACAGGAUUAUUCCCGGCAUCUUUCGUACAAAGUUGUCCACCGGAUUGA